Messenger RNA from Myxocyprinus asiaticus (Chinese sucker), 4644 nucleotides. RefSeq names its product DNA-directed DNA/RNA polymerase mu-like. NCBI's taxonomy places the organism in Eukaryota, Metazoa, Chordata, Actinopteri, Cypriniformes, Catostomidae. The coding region runs from base 198 to 1604 and encodes 468 amino acids. The record is from RefSeq and is a predicted model, not a curated record. Gene Ontology annotation, molecular function: DNA binding; DNA-directed DNA polymerase activity. The transcript has 11 exons. Gene Ontology annotation, biological process: double-strand break repair via nonhomologous end joining. Gene Ontology annotation, cellular component: nucleus.
UACAUUAAUCGCCUCGCUACCGACUUAUUCUAUUUCUUUUAACAUGACAUUCAGUGCGGUGGAGGUGCAGAGAUAUACUCAGGGGGUAGAAGCUGUCUAAUCUGCCCUGUGGUAGUAUAUGGAGUUGAUCAGUGUAAUUAAAGUGUAUGUGAAUUUUAAAGCCACCUGAGGUGAUUCAAAUGUGAUAUUCAUUGACAAUGAUACCAUUAAAGCGCAGGAAAAUAUCACAUACUGAAAGCCAACAGGAUGAAACUUGUAAAUUUCCCCAUGUGUCAAUUUUCAUUCUGGAGAGGAAGAUGGGGGCAUCUAGAAGAGCAUUCCUUACACGACUGGCACGAAGCAAAGGAUUUCUCAUUAAAGAAAAAUACAGUUCUUCCGUUACACAUGUUGUAUCAGAAAACAACAGUGGAGAUGACGUCCAGGCCUGGCUGGACAACCAGAGCGGAGGAGACACAUCCACUUCUGUCCAUCUGUUGGACAUCAGCUGGUUUACAGAGAGCAUGGAGGCAGGACGUCCUGUUACAGUUCAGGACAAACACAGAUUAAAGGUUAACCCAAAACCCAAUGGUGACGCUAAAAUAAUUCUGAUGAAAAGUUAUGCUUGCCAAAGAAGAACACCCUUGAAGCACCACAAUGUAUUUCUGACAGAAGCUCUCGAGCUCCUGGCUGAGAAUGCAGAAUUUAGCGAGAAUGAAGGACGAAGUGUGGCAUUCAGACGGGCAGCGUCGGUCCUAAAGGCACUUCCCUGUCGAGUACACAGCGUGGAUGAGCUGAAGUGUUUGCCUUGGCUGGGUGAGCACUCACAGAGGGUUAUAAAGGAGAUUUUAGAAGAUGGAACAUCAAGGGAAGUGGAGACAACAAGACAGUGUGAGCAAUUUCAGGCCAUGAAGGCAUUGACUGGUAUUUUUGGGGUGGGUGUGAGAACGGCAGAUCGCUGGUUAAGGGAGGGUCUACGAUCUCCUUCUGAUUUGAUCCAGAUGGGACAACAGCUGAACCGUGCACAGCAAGCAGGAGUACAGUAUUACAAUGAUCUCCAGAAGCCUGUGACUAAAGCAGAGGCGGAAGUAAUCAGUGAUAUCGUACAGGAAGCUGUGCACACUGUUCUUCCUGGAGCAGAGAUCCAGCUGAUGGGGGGAUUCAAGAGGGGGAAAGAAGUUGGUCAUGAUGUUGACUUUCUCAUAACACAUCCAGAAGAGGGCAAAGAGGAAGGACUGAUUGCCAAAAUCAUAAACUGGUUGGAGGAGAAAGGUUUAUUGUUAUAUCAGAAGACGACCAGAAACACUUAUUUGGAGCAAAUGGACGGCCCAGCUCGGCCACUUAAUAAUAUGGAUCAGUUUGAGAGAUGUUUCUCCAUAUUUAAGCUUCAGAGGUUUGCUGAGAGCACAGAAAGUGAAGCUGAAAGAUCCGUCAAACAAUCAGAGGCCUCGAGCUGGCGAGCUGUACGUGUAGAUCUUGUGGUCAGCCCCUACAGUCAGUUUGCCUUUGCUACUCUUGGCUGGACAGGGUCAAAGCUGUUUGAGAGGGAGUUGAGAAGGUGGGCAGGGCAAGAGAAACACAUGUCUUUGAAUAGCCACGCCCUGUACGACAGCAAUCAGAUUUUUUAGCUCUUCAUGACCUAUGACACCGAAGGAUUGAAGUUGCACGUGAGGAGAAUUAUGAGACACUGUUUUCUGAGGUACUGUGACAGUUUCCAAUUUUAUAUCUGAUGAUUUCUAUUUUAUCAGUAAAGAAAUUCAUGAAGACUACUUACUAUUGUGCUGUGACGAAAUAUCUGGUUCAGUCGAGGCUUUAUUCCUAACCAAUUUAGCCACAGUACUGAAUAAACACCUAGGAUUGUUGUGGUUAUUUUCUAUGAGUUUGCUAAAAUAUGCUGACCUGGCAGCUUUUAGUGCCUGUCUGUAGCUACAGACACUAUCCUUCCAUGCACCGCGAAAUACCUCUAAUUUUGUGUUCUUCCACUUGUGCUCCAUUUUUCGAGCUGCUCUCUUGAGAGCAUGAGAUAUGAUAGGUGUGGGUGAGAAACACAUCAAUAUUUAAGUCUUUCACUUUCACUUUCACAUUUUCCAUUUGUUUUUGUCAAUUUGCAUUCUUCUUUCCAGCUACUGGGCAUGUAGGAGAAGUCAAAGUAAAAAAGGACUUAAAUAUUGAUCUGUUUCUCACCCACACCUGUCAUAUCACUUCUGAAGACAUGGAUUUAACCACUAUAGUCUUAUGGAUAACCUGUAUGCUGCCUUUAUGUGCUUUUUUGAGCUUCAAAAUUCUGGCCACCCUUCACUUGCAUUGUAUGGACCUACAUAGCUGAGAUAUUCUUCUAAAAAACUAUGUUUUUGUUCAGCAGAAGAAAGUCAUACAUAUGGGAUGACAUGAGUGUGAGUAAAUGAUGAGAGAAUUUUAAUUUUUCAGAAUUGUCAUUUUUGUAUGAACUAUUCCUUUAAUAGUACACUGCAUAGUCGCAUACACUAAUAUUUCGUUGGACCGCCUUUAGCUUUGUUUUUGGCGUGCAUUCAUCGUGGCAUUGUUAUGCAACGUCACAACAUUUAUUUCCAUCCAGAGUUGCAUUAAUUUUUGGCCAAGAUCUUGUAUUGAUGACGAGAGAGUCAAACCACUCCAUAAAGUCUUCUCCAGCACAUCCCAAAGACUUUCAAUGGGGUUAAGGUCAAGACUCUGUGGUGGCCAGUUCAUGUGUGAAAAUGAUUCCUCAUGUUCCCUGAACCACUCUUUCACAAUUUGAGCCUGAUGAAUCUUGGCAUUGUUGUCCUGGAAUAUGCACGUGCCGUCAGGGAAGAAAAAAUCCAUUGAUGGGAUAACCUGGUCAUUGAAAAAAUCCAUUGAUGGGAUAACCUGGUCAUUCAGGUUUUCAGCUGACUUCAUUUUAUUGCUGCAUAACGUUGCUAAGCCUAAACCUGACCAAUUGAAGCAACCCGAGAUCAUAACACGGCUUCCAGAGGCAUGUAGAGUGGGCACUAUGCAUGAUGGGUGCAUCACUUCAUGCACUUCCCUUCUUACCCUGACACGCCCAUCACUUUGGAAUAGGGUAAAUCUGGACUCCUUAGACCACAUGACCUUUUUCCAUUGCUCCACGGUCCAAUCUUUAUGCUCCCUAGCAAAUUGAAGUCAUUUUUUCCGAUUAGCGCUCGCUAACAAGUGGCUUUCUUUUGGCCACACAGCUGUUUAGUCCCAAUCCUGUAACUUCUCAUCACAUUGUGCAUGUGGAAAUGCUCUUACUUUCACUAUUAAACAUAGCUGUGAGUUCUACUGUCGAUUUUUUACGAUAUGACUUCACCAAGCAUUUUAGUGAUCUCCGAUCACGAUCAUUCAAGAUUUUUUUUCCGACCACAUUUCUUCCGCAAAGCUGACGGUUCACCACUAUCCUUCCAGGAUUUAAUAAUGCGUUGAACAGUUAACCCAAUUACAGUGAUUUCAGCAAUCUCCUUAGUUGUUUUCUUUGCUUGAUGCAGGCCAAUAAUUUGCCCCUACUGAAACAGUAACACCUUUUUAACGAUACGUCUUCCGACAUGGAUGUUUAAGAAAUGAGAAGCUACACACUGCAUCAGUUAGGCUUAAAAGAAUUGUUGCCAGCUGAAACAUAUUAAUCACUGCAAAAAUGAUCCAAUCAUAGACUCUUAGACCAUUGUGAGACAGGUUAGUUUUACCCUACUGAUGAUGUGUUGUAGCAAUAGUAAUCCUGCUCAGUACAAGAGGAACCGCAGGUUCAGACAUUUGGUGCGUGUGCUUGGCUGAGGAGCCACUGGUGCGAAGCUACCAUCUGUGGGAUUAAGACUGAACGCCUCUAAAUCAGAAUCCCUCCUAAACAAAUUUCAUAUUAUACUUCCUACUUUCAUACCAGAUAUACUAUAAUUUUCUCUAUUUCUCUCUUUGUGUGUAAAAUUGUACAGAAGUGUUAUCUCAGAGCUCAGACAGAGGAGGAGAUUUUUGCCUACCUGGGACUGGAGUUUAUUCCUCCCUGUGAACGGAAUGCCUGAAUCUGUUCAUCUCUGAUUCACACUACACAUGUGCAUGUGUGCUUUCACCACAGAGCCUUACAUUUCCAUUAGACUGCACUCUUAAAUGCAUUUUAGCUCUCAAACUAGUUAUGAUCACAUCAAGUGUCAUAUAUAAAAGUUUAUAGAAAGUAAUGGUCAAAAGGCUGCAAAUGUUUUGCAAAGAUCAGAUAUCCAGACACUGUUUUAGUUUCAGCGUUCUACACCAUAUCAAUACUAUGUACUGUACUAAGUUUGACACAAGCACAGGAUGAGGUUUUAACAUUUAAUUCUUUGUAAAUAAGAUAUUGUAAUGAGACAUUAUUUGUCUCUUUUGAAAAUUGAACAUUAAAUUAUUUGUCAUAUUUUAUACUUUAUAAAGAUCAUUUUAAUUGCAACUCAAAAUGUCUCUUAAUUUUUUUCACAAAGCACUGUUGUAAUUUGACAGUUCUUUUUUGUUGUUGUUUUUUUUCAACUAAUUCGAUAUGUGGCCUUCAGUGAUUUCUUUUUUUUGGGGGGGGGGCUUGUUGCUUUUUAAUUUAAUAGGACUGUUUAGAGAGACAGGAAAGUGGGGGAUCAUGUAGGCCUGAUUCAAAUGUGUCUUAAGGCCAAAGUAUACUUCGUAUAUCCACGUUGCUGAUCCCUCCACGCACAGUAUGUGUGA